Molecule: messenger RNA, 4446 nt
Organism: Symbiodinium pilosum
Lineage: Eukaryota; Dinophyceae; Suessiales; Symbiodiniaceae
Source: the annotation of a GenBank genome assembly
AUGCCCUGGUUCCGGGAGCCCCAAGUGAUCCUGUCCAGAUUGGUUGGCCUUAGCACUACCCUCUCCGCUCUGUGGCUGUGCCGUAAAGUGGGCUGCUGGGCGAAAUCGCUCGGCCGCCUGGGAGCACUGAUUCUGCGGUUCGUGCGGCGAGGGCGCCUCUCACGGCGCCCGCCCGAUUAUGGGCACUUGCUGAUGGUCCCCCUCUAUCCAGGAAACCAUCCUUCACCUCAAGCGGCAAGCGACUCUCAAAGUCUUGCAGAGAGGGCUCGGUUCGCUGACAACCUGGAUCAAGCUCUUGCUUUGCUUGGCGAAGCGGUGCUCCUGAACCCUCCGGACCCAGGCGUAUAUUUAGCUCGAGCGCAGGCUCACCAUGAGUCGAAGAUGCACAUCGAGGCGCUGGAUGAUGCGGAGACCUGCGUAUCUUUGGACAGCAAAUGUCUGGAUGGCUGGUUGGCCAAGGGCAAGGCUGAGCUAGCGCUGGGCCGUGCGGCCGACGCGGCUGCAAGCUUCCAGGCUGGUUUGGCCUUAGAGCCAGGCCACACGGAGCUUGCAAGGCAGCUGGCGGCUGUACAGGCAGAGCCUCCCCCAAACAUCCUCCAACAGUUCAAAGAGCUGGUCUUUGCUGCCAGGCUUGGCCUUGAGAAUCUCUUUCGGACUCUCGAGGACCCUCAGCGGACCACAGAUGCCUUUGUGGAUAGCAACGCAGAGGUGCUGGAUGCACAGAUUGCCUUGCUGGCCCAGACUUUGCAUGUCAACACAUCAGUGCUCUUUGACUCACCACGCCUUUGCGAUGCUUAUGAGCAGAUCGUACACGCAUGUGCCCAAUUAGUGUCUGGUGCGCCAAAGUCCUUCUCCACCAAGCUACAGAAUGCAAGAAGUAUCGUGGAGGGUCUCAGUCUUGCCUUGAGAGUUGGCUGGCAGAUCCAUCACGGUCUUGCAAAGCAUGCUGCAAGCGCCCUGAUCAUGCUCGCGACCUGCCCAUCUGCUGACGACGGGCUUCGGAGACUUGCGGUGCGACAGCUCCUGGGAGGCCUCUUGCGAUGGCUGGUGGAUGCUAGGCCCGAGCCAGAGCGAGAGGUGGAGGAGGUCUGCGGAUGCAGCUGCGCGGUUCCCUGGAAGGCCGCUGCCUGCUACUUGGAGAGACUCUUCGAGAUUGGAAGGCCCAUGGCAUUGAUCCAGUACGAGUGCGAGAACUGGCCGGAUACAGUUCAGCUCUGCCAGUGGCUCACACUGUCUGUGCGUGACUACCACGCCACGCCGCUGGGACUCGUAGCGCUUCUUCAGAUGCCUGGUGUGGCAGCGGCAGCCAUGAAGACCCAGGCCAGGGUGGAUUUCUUCAUCGCACCCCAUCUCUUCGGUGAGGAGUUUGGCGGUGAUGAGGAUGACAUUUAUGAGGAAGCCGAGGAUGAGCCUAUGGAAGAGACACCAGAGGAGACUUGGGAAGCUGCCAGGGCGAACAACGUUCCUUGGUGGCGCGCUGCUCAGAUGAGCCGGCAACCACUCAGGGCUUGGCGUCAGCAAAUGCGAUUUGCAGCUGCGGCUGUUGCAGCAGCUGACAGCUCCGAUCAUGACUCCGAUCUGGCGUCAAUACCUUUGCCAGCUAUGCCUUCUUCGGGAGAUGCGGGUGCUGCGAAUUCUAGUCGGGGUCCAGGUGCUGACAUCUCCAGGAUUCUCGGUACACUCGGAAAUGACCCGAACCUCGCCAGUAUUUUAAAUGCCGCGUCAUCAGCCGGCAUUCCCACGCUGUUCCGGUGGAUCCCUGAUCCACCGCCACCUCCACCCCAAAGGCUUGGAGAGUGGCUCAUGAACUCACUGGGCUAUUUAUUCCUAUUCAUUGAAGGCGAUGCUCUGUUCACAGUUUAUGCCUGCAGGGCUCUCAAGACUCUUGCAAAGGCAGAUCCAGAUGGCGAUGGACAGUCAAGAUUGUUGCGUGGCAUGUGGCUGGGAGUGCCUUUGCUGAGCAAGCUGUCCCUUGCAGCUUGCACAAACACGGCAGCGCUAGAUCUGCUGCACUGCCUCUUCGAGGCCAAGUGCCCUGCGGCUAGGGCCGGCAUACGAUGCGCUGCGCGGUCUUUAGCGCAUGCUUUAGCCAGCGAUGCAUUGCCAAACGAGCAAGACAGUGACAUUCACAUGGCCUCUUCGUCCAGCGCUUCGUCGCAGGACAUGCAAGACAUGUCAGAAGAGGCCCCCAUCUUCGAUGCAGAUGCGGGACAUGCGCCGCCCGAGAUUGACGGCGUGCUUGCCCAGAACAUUCUCACAGGUCAUGAAGAUGACCUUGUGCCAUCCUGGGCGGAGUUUCACCACGAACUUUUUCAGGAACUUGCGUGUCCUACCGUUGACAAGGCUCAUGCACCGGAGCUUGUCACACUCGCGAAUUUUGAGUCCAAGGCUAGCCUCUUAGCAGAGCAGGCCACGAUCCAUUCGGCUGGGGAUCCCGGCUCUCUCGAGUCGGAGGCCGACAAAAAGUACAGCUGUGCAGCAGUUCCGGCUGCCUGGAACCGAAAUGUCUUGGCUGCGAUUGAUCCGGAGAGCCCAGAGGAAACUCUCAACUCUGAGCCCUCAGCUAACUCUGACUUUGGGUCGCCACCAGGAUGGCAGACGGUUUCUGCUCAGCAGCUCCUGCUCUUCCAUGAACUGGAUGGCUUUCCUGUUGGAUCUGCGGAUUACAUCCAAGAUAGCCGGAUGAAGAACAAGGCAGUCCUAAUGUCCAGGCGAUCAAUCCGCUCAAGCCAGAAGGUUCACAACUGGGCCCAGGCUGUGUCAUCAGCUGAGCAGGCAGGUGCUUCUGCAGUUAUUGUUUUCAACGACCUCGAUGCCAUGGAGCCUUUUCGCAUGGGACUCUUCGGGGAGAAGCUUCCUUCUAUACCUGCCUUCAUGAUUAGCGGCAAAGAUGGUGUGACACUGGGGGCAAGAUCGCGUGACUCAGAGGUUGUGAUCGUGAGGUCGGUCUUGACGUCCGCCUCCUCCCCUUCUCCGCCGCCGUGGCCCCUGGCAGGUGGACGCAUUGCUGAUAUCGCCCAGGCCUGGAGCCUCUUGGAGGCCCUCUCGGCACAUGGCGAGCCUACGGAUGACCUGGAGAAGCUUCUGCUGCGGAUGAGCGUGCCAGAGAAGCGGGUGUGGCUGACACGUCGUUUGGUGCGGCAUCAUCGCGCGCAGCAGGCCACCAACACGGACGGGGACCUGGCUGAGCCUCCACUUGCCUUCGUGGAGAGCGACAGGUGGCUGUCUGUGGAGAAACAGCUUGAGAGCCUCCGCCAGCAGUUCACCGAGAAAACCGGCAUCGGCAGUCCUGACAUCUGUGGGGACUUUGAAGUGCGCUUUCGAGGGGAACAGGGUGUUGGAAGUGCAGUGGUGCGGGAAUGGAUGGACAUUGUGGCAAGAGAUGUUUAUCUCCAACCCAGGCUGAGACUGCUGAGAAGCUUUGACCAAAGGCAAACCUUUUGGCCGGAUGCUGCAGCCACCUUCUGCAACAAAGGCUGGCAGAUGGACUUCGAGAUCCUAGGGUGCCUUGUAGGCCUUGCACUGUGGCAGAACUGCACGCUUGACCUCCCGCUUCACCCCCACGUGUGCGCUUUGCUGUUUGGCUUCCCUUCUGAGCGUUUGACAACCACUCUCAGUGAGAUGGAUGAGGAGCUAUUUCGACACAAGGUGCAGUGGCUUCUUGCAAAUCCGAUCAACCAGCUCGGCAUUGAGCUUACCUUCUCAGAUCCACUUGGAACAGAGGAGGCAGUCGAAACCAAUGAGGAGGACACAGAGGGCAAAGAACAGGCGGACGAAUCUAUGCAGAGUCGACCGUCCCUGCCUCCUCUGGUUUACGUCAGAAACCGCUUGGCUGGAGAUGACCGGUCUUGUGAACUUGAGCCACUUCCCAAAGUCGGAUCAGCGGAGGUGGCCUUGUGGGAGGACCAGGACCUGGAAGCUAAGGUGGUGACUGACGAGAACAAGCAGUCCUUCGUGGAGUCACUUACAGAAGAGCUCCGGCAGGAGAUGCAUAGUCUGUUGACCCCCGUGGAGAUUGCACAGCUGCUGUCCGGCUUGGGUGGAAAGCUCUCUGUAGAGGAUUGGGAGCAACACACCUCUUACACACAUGGCCUCAGCAAGCAAAGCGAAGUUGUGGGCUGGUUCUGGCGGGUUGUGAAGGACUGGGCCACAUCAGAGGAAAGCCUCCUGCCACAGCUCCUACAGUUUGUGACAGGCAGUGCGCGCGUGCCUGUUGGUGGCUUCAGCGAACUGGUGGGCUUCAACGGCGCCAAGCAUGCUUUCACGCUGGCUGGUGCGGCCCAUCUCUCCAAGCAAGCCUUGCCUGUAGCCCACACGUGCAUUUGCACCUUAGACAUGCCUCCUUACGAGGAUUUCGAAACCUGCCGUCACAAAAUGACGCAGAUGCUGCGCCUGGGACGGGCUCAUUUCGAUGAGGGGGCUGGCCAACCGGAAGGCGAGGAGUGA